AUGGCUGAGAAGAUAUUUGAUUACAAGAUCAAGUAUGGAAAAGCAUGGCGGGCAAAGCAACGGGCCUGGAAGAUGAUAUAUAGGUACCGGAAGGUGGGUUAUGAAAAUGUACCUGCACUGUUUAAUGCAAUGAAAGCAGCUAAUCUAGGCAUGCACUAUGAGUACAUUCCAAAACCGAAUGAAUGGAAGGAUGGGAGGCAGAUUUUCUUCCUUGCUUUCUGGUGCUUUCCACAGUUUGUGGAGGCCUUCAGGCAUUAUCGUCCGGUGUUUUCCAUUGGUUGUACUUUUCUGAUUGGCAAGUACGAGGGCAUGCUAUUGAUAGCCAUUGCAGUUGAUGCUGACAACGCAUUGAUUCCUUUGGCCUUUACUUUGGUGGAGAGGGAGAACAAAGCCAGCUGGGGAUGGUUCUUGUGGCUAGUUCGGAUACAUGCUGUAGGCCCUGGUAGGGAGGUUGGUGUCAUAUCUGAUAGACACCAGAGUAUACUCAGUGCGGUACAGGAGCAGAUUUCAGGAUAUGCACCAUUGCACCACCGUUGGUGCACUCGGCAUAUGGCCCAAAAUUUACGAGAUACAGAUGGGAACAAGGAUAAUUUUGCUCUAUUCGAGGAUGUUGCUCGUCAGCUUGAGGAGCAGUUCUUUCAAGAAAAGUUGGAGGAGCUAAAAACAGCAACAAACGUUGCAGGUAGGCGUUGGCUAAGAGGAGUUAUGAGGGAGCCUGAGAAAUGGUCAAGGGCGUACGAUGAUGGUGGCCAUAGGUACGAGUUUCAGACUAACAACUUGGCCAAGUCAUUCAACAGUGUGCUUAAGGGGAUAUGGGCCAUGCACAUCAAUGCUAUCGUAUCAUUCACCUUCUACAGCUUGUUGCAUGGUUCAAUGACAGAUACUCACAAGCAAUGGCACUACAAAGCAGGAACUAGAUAUGGGCCCCUAUGCAUCAUCUUGCUAAGGCAGAGGAUAGGGCUCGCACACAUGAGGUUGAAUGUUUUAACCACACGAUAG
This is a messenger RNA of Panicum hallii, 999 nucleotides long. RefSeq lists its product as uncharacterized. The transcript has a single exon. The record is from RefSeq and is a predicted model, not a curated record. NCBI's taxonomy places the organism in Eukaryota, Viridiplantae, Streptophyta, Magnoliopsida, Poales, Poaceae. Bases 1 to 999 code for a protein of 332 amino acids.